CGAGGGAGUCCAUGCAGUACAUCUUAGCAUAAAGCAGUGAACUGUGGUUUCUUUUACUUGGAGAUCAUGCAGAGAGCUUCACGUCUGAAGAGAGAGCUGCACAUGUUAGCUACAGAACCACCCCCAGGCAUCACAUGCUGGCAAGAUAAAGACCAAAUGGAUGAUCUGCGAGCUCAAAUAUUAGGUGGGGCCAACACACCUUAUGAAAAAGGUGUUUUCAACCUGGAAGUUAUCGUUCCUGAGAGGUAUCCAUUUGAACCUCCUCAGAUCCGAUUUCUCACUCCAAUUUAUCAUCCAAACAUUGAUUCUGCUGGAAGGAUUUGUCUAGAUGUUCUCAAAUUGCCACCAAAAGCCAAUGAAGAAGAUAUGCUUGAUAAUCUACCAAAGGCUGAUGCUGAUUCUGAAGUACACAACUCAACACAGAAAAGGAAAGCCAGGCAGCUAGGAGGCAUAGAAAAGAAAUUUUGUCCUGAUGUUUAAUGGAUUUGUCCUGGUCCAUCUUGUUAAUACAUCCUUUGCCAAGGUGGUUUAAUUUUCUUGCCUUCCUUGAAUGUUUUUCUUUAUAUUUGAUGACAUAAUUUUUUGUGUCCUAUAAAAGACUCCGUAUAUUUAUGUAUUCUGCUCUACAGUGAUUCUCAGUGUAGUUUGUUUUAUUUAUCUUGUACAUAUGUAUUUUGAAACCUUUUAAACCUGAAAAAUAAAUAAUCAUUUAAUGUUGAAAAAAAAAAAAAGAACUAUUCUAGG
This is a messenger RNA of Nycticebus coucang (slow loris), 744 nucleotides long. Its product is annotated as ubiquitin-conjugating enzyme E2 T-like. Bases 67 to 480 code for a protein of 137 amino acids. The record is from RefSeq and is a predicted model, not a curated record. The transcript has a single exon. NCBI's taxonomy places the organism in Eukaryota, Metazoa, Chordata, Mammalia, Primates, Lorisidae.